Brugia pahangi is the source of this 675-nucleotide messenger RNA. The record is from the annotation of a GenBank genome assembly. NCBI's taxonomy places the organism in Eukaryota, Metazoa, Nematoda, Chromadorea, Rhabditida, Onchocercidae.
AUGUGUAUGCAGAAGAAAGUAAUUCAUGCAGAAAAGGAUAAAGAAUUAGAUAAGAGAGCUGAUAAUAAUGAGAAGAGAUCAAUGAAAGCUGCAGAAAAUGAUAAUAUUAAAGUUGCAAAGCAAAUAGAAAAAGAUGAAAAUAAAAAAAUGAAAAAACAUGAAGGACGAUCACAUGUUUUCUUUGAUAUUAUCAUUAAUGGAAAUGCAACAGGACGUAUUAUAAUGGAACUAUUUGAUGAUAUAGUACCAAAAACAGCUGAAAAUUUUCGAUGCUUAUGUACCGGUGAAAAAGGAAUGGGUAAACUUGGAAAGCCACUUCAUUAUAAAAAUUGCAAAUUUCAUCGAGUUAUUCCAGAAUUCAUGUGUCAAGGAGGUGAUUUUACGAAUGGUGAUGGAACUGGUGGUGAAUCAAUAUAUGGUGAAACAUUUCCAGAUGAAAAUUUCAUUGAGAAGCAUACUGGACCAGGAAUUCUAUCAAUGGCAAAUGCAGGUCCAAAUACAAAUGGUUCACAAUUUUUUCUCUGUACCAAUAAAACAGAUUGGUUAGAUGGUAAACAUGUAGUAUUUGGGAAAGUAAUCGAAGGAAUGGAGGUAGUAAAGAAGAUUGAAGCUGUUGGCUCAGAAGAUGGUAAAACUUCACAAGAGGCAGUAAUUGUAAAUUGUGGUGAAUUAUGA